Molecule: messenger RNA, 1337 nt
Organism: Carassius auratus (goldfish)
Lineage: Eukaryota; Metazoa; Chordata; Actinopteri; Cypriniformes; Cyprinidae
Product: supervillin-like
Exons: 7
Coding region: 1-681 (226 amino acids)
Biological process (GO): actin polymerization or depolymerization; actin filament severing; cytoskeleton organization
Cellular component (GO): cytoplasm; actin cytoskeleton
Molecular function (GO): phosphatidylinositol-4,5-bisphosphate binding; actin filament binding
Source: RefSeq, a predicted model, not a curated record
AUGGACCCUGGCAAGUUUAACUUCACACUGCGUCUGUUCCAGCUCAGUAGUCCUUCGGGUGAGUUUGUGGCGCAGGAGUUUUUCAACCCGUCCAGAGCUGCAGACCUUGUUUGUUCCCUGCCGUUCCUGCAGGAGGAUCUGUACUCUGCCCCUCAGCCAGCUCUGUUCCUGGUGGAUAACUAUCAUGAAGCUUACCUGUGGCAGGGCUGGUGGCCGCAGGAUACUGAGAGUACCGGUUCUGCCCUCAUCCGCUGGAACUCAGACAGGAAGUGCGCUAUGGAAACUGUGUUGCAGUACUGCAGAGAAAAGAAUGAGAAGAAGCCUCAGAAGUCAUAUUUGAUCCAUGCUGGAUUGGAGCCUCUGACCUUCACAAACAUGUUCCCCAGCUGGGAGCACAGAGAGGACAUUGCUGAAAUCACAGAGAGGGAGGCAGAGGUGUGUAACCAGAUCAUUCUGGUGGAGGAUAUUUUUGGUCUCUGUCAGAGCAUUUAUCAAAACAAAUAUUAUCCUCUAGAAACACUGCAAACCCGUCCCCUUCCCCACGGCGUCGACCCGCUGAAACUGGAGAUGUACCUGACCGACGAGGACUUUGAGAGAGUAUUAGACAUAAAGAGAGAAGAGUUUGACGCUCUGCCUGGAUGGAAGCAAGUGAACCUAAAAAAAGCCAAAGGACUCUUUUAAAAACCUGACUAAAGUCAUCAUGGUGACAGAAUUAACACAGUCCAUUUCCUCCAUUUUGACCUCUUUCGGGUUAAAUGAGGUGAUUGUGCAAUGAGAACAGGGUAAACGGUCAGGUCAAAGGUAACUUUAGGAUUUACAGAUGCACCUGCUGUGGCGUCCACUUUUGUCUGUGGAGAUGAUGUCUGUGUGUGUCUCCUCACCACAUUCAUGUACAUGAAAUCAAUUCUCUCCUCUUCCCAUUCGGUCUGGGUUUUUGUUGUAAUGUGUGUUUAUGUUUGAUAAGUCUGCUGAAUAAAUGAAAAUUAUAUAAACUUUGUAGCAAGCAAAGAAACAGCAGAAAAUCCUGUGUGAUCACUCUAAAUGUUGUCAUAUGUCUUAGAAUAUUCCUUUUUGAUUCAAGAGGAGUUUACAUGCUGCGUCUGUAUUUUUUGUGUGUUCUUCUCGUGUGAAUGGCUGUUGGUUGUGUUGGUGCCGGUCUCUUUUUCUUGAGGUGUGAGAGACGUCAAGUUUGUUUGUAUUUCGAACAGCAUGGACUAGUUGACGAGAGAAAGAAAAUAUAUUAAUUUAAAUGUACAGUAUAGUGCCUUGGUUUUGUGUACAGUUUCUAUACCAAACACACUGGUCUGCAUUUCAGAGACUUUCUUUGUGAUAAAUGA